This is a messenger RNA of Aspergillus alliaceus, 1095 nucleotides long. Its product is annotated as Ldh family oxidoreductase. Bases 1 to 1095 code for a protein of 364 amino acids. Gene Ontology annotation, molecular function: oxidoreductase activity. NCBI's taxonomy places the organism in Eukaryota, Fungi, Ascomycota, Eurotiomycetes, Eurotiales, Aspergillaceae. The transcript has a single exon. The record is from RefSeq and is a predicted model, not a curated record.
AUGCCCGACCCAACCCCCCAAACCCUAAACAUCAUUCCCGCCUCCGCCUCAGCCCUAGCAAAGGCAAUCCUCGCCUCACACGGCGUCCCCGAAGACCGCGCCACUCUAAUCGCCUCAGCCCUCAUCCUCGCCGACCUGCGCGGCGUGGACACCCACGGCAUCAACCGACUCCCCGGAUACAUCGCGCGCCUACAAGCAGGGGUUGUCGACCCCGCCCCGGAGCUAACCUUCACCCCCAAAACCCCCACCAUGGCUCUUUUGGAUGCUAAAAACACCUUCGGCUUCGUAGCCGGCAAUCUCGCAAUCGACAAAUGCAUCGAGAUGGCCCAGACAUACGGAAUGGGGAUGGUGGCGGUUCGAAACAGCAACCACUACGGCAUGGGAGCGACGUACGUACUCCGGGCGAUCCAGCAGGGCCUUGCCUGUUUUGCGUACACGAAUGCAAGCCGGGCAAUGCCGCCGUGGGGCGGGGCGGAGGCGUUGCUGGGGACGUCGCCAUUCGCAGUAGGCGUGCCGGGUGGGAAGAAGGGGGAUUUCGUGCUGGAUAUGUCGCCUUGUGUGGCGGCGAGGGGGAAGAUGAGGAAGGCUGCGAGACGAGAGGAGUCGAUCCCCGAGGCGUAUGCGCUUGAUGCGCAGGGGCGGCCGACGACGGAUCCUGUGGCGGCGUUGGAUGGGGGUGUGGUUUUGCCGAUUGGGGGGCCGAAGGGGAGUGGGUUGGCGAUGAUGAUGGAUAUAUUUGCCGGGGUGAUGAGCGGGUCGGCGUUUGCGGGGGGCGUGAAUGACCAGUAUACCGAGAUGAGUCGGCCGCAGGGUGUUGGGCAUUGGUUUUUGGUGUUUCGGCCGGAUGUGUUUCUGGAUGGUGGGGUGGAGGAGCUUAAGGAGAGAAUGGAUACGUUAUUGACGACUGUGAGGGGCGUUAAGAAGGCUGAGGGGUUUGAGAGAAUCUAUAUUAGUGGGGAGAUGGAGGCUGAAAUUGAGGCGAAGAGGAGGAAGGAGGGCAUUCCGUUUACAAAAGCCGAAGUUGAUACGCUGCAUUAUUUGGCAAUGCAGUCGGGAGUACAGCUUAAGAUGCAGGAAGCGACUAAUACUCUUUGA